Molecule: messenger RNA, 2899 nt
Organism: Poeciliopsis prolifica (blackstripe livebearer)
Lineage: Eukaryota; Metazoa; Chordata; Actinopteri; Cyprinodontiformes; Poeciliidae
Gene: rbm24b
Product: RNA binding motif protein 24b
Exons: 4
Coding region: 145-861 (238 amino acids)
Cellular component (GO): cytosol
Molecular function (GO): mRNA 3'-UTR binding
Source: RefSeq, a predicted model, not a curated record
AACUAACAGGUGUCCUCCUGCUUCAGGUCCUGUGCCAGUCCGUCACACCGCCUCGCCGCUCAGCCGCACGCGUUCCCUUCCCGUUGAGUUUGACCCCGAGGAAAAAAAAACACUCCAACCGGAGACAAUUUAAUCCACAAAAUCAUGCACUCGGCACAGAAAGACACCACCUUCACCAAGAUCUUCGUGGGAGGCCUUCCUUAUCACACCACUGACUCCAGCCUGAGAAAGUAUUUUGAGGUGUUUGGGGACAUCGAGGAGGCUGUUGUUAUCACCGAUCGGCAGACGGGGAAAUCCAGAGGUUAUGGAUUUGUGACCAUGGCAGAUCGGGCCUCAGCUGACCGAGCAUGUAAGGAUCCCAAUCCCAUCAUAGAUGGAAGAAAAGCCAAUGUGAACCUAGCCUAUCUGGGAGCCAAACCCAGGGUCAUCCAACCAGGUUUUGCAUUUGGUGUGCCUCAGAUCCAUCCAGCGUUUAUCCAAAGACCAUACGGGAUCCCGGCCCACUACGUCUACCCACAGGCCUUUGUCCAGCCCAGCGUGGUGAUCCCUCAUGUACAACCCUCUGCUGCUACAGCAACAGCCGCCGCUGCUGCUGCAACUUCCCCUUACCUUGACUAUACUGGGGCAGCUUAUGCCCAGUACUCUGCUGCUGCCACUGCCGCCGCCGCCGCUGCAGCCGCUGCUUAUGAUCAGUACCCUUAUGCGGCCUCGCCGGCACCUACGAGCUACAUGACCACGGCCGGGUAUGGAUACACCGUCCAACAGCCGCUCGCUACUGCUGCAACACCUGGAGCCGCUGCGGCUGCUGCCGCCUUUAGCCAGUAUCAGCCACAGCAGCUUCAGACAGAUCGCAUGCAGUAAACUCACAAAGACCGCCUUCGUGCCAGGGAAGAGGGUAGAUUCGCUCCUUCGGUGAAGACAUUAAAGUUACGAGAUUGAGUUUUUUCAACUCUAUACCCAAGAGCCUGAAGAAAACAUGGAGAAACAUGAAGAAUAUCUGUAUAUUUUAUUCAAGUGAGAUCAGUAUUGGAUGUAUAUGAAUAUUUAAUAUUUAUUCAGCAUUAAAACAUGUUCAUGUUAGAUAAAGAAAAUUUGCGUGAUCUUGUGUGAGCUGCUGCUGAGUUGUACGUAUGCAGCGCAGUAUCUUUUAUAUGGAACUCCCAAGUGCAUAUUAUGUCCUAUGAUCAGGUUUUUUUCUUCUACAAUUUGAAAACAGAAACACUUUUAGAUGCAUGAGAACAGUGGGUCAUAUCAUCAUCCACGACAGUAUUUAAUAGUAUCGGACCAUUAUUUUUGUUUGGAAGGGCAGUGUACCUUAAGUCAGAAGUGUUUUGUUAGGACAAAUUUUUAAGCAGCAUUUAGAGUGAAAUAGAGUAGUUUCACUUCAGUGGUUUGCUUUACAAUGUAUGUCUUGAUGGCACAUGUGAAAUAUGACAACUGGUGAAAGCACUCAUCUUCACCUCUCCUUGCUUCAGCAAAUGAGAAGGAGAAACUGCUGAAUGUGAAUCUUGUAUUUUGAUAAAAUGUUUUCACUGUGUGCCUUUUUAAAUUAUGCUAUUUAUGUAUUUAUUCAGGAGCCUUGAAGCAAUAAUAGCUUUAUUUAACACAGGUUAAAUAAAGCGUUGAACAUGCCCACGCGUCCUGCUGCAUUUCUCAUGAUCAACAGCAUGUAAGGACUAAGUUAUCUUGGUCUGACUGAACUCUGUUCUGUACAGUAAACAAGUGUGUGAACGGUAACUAUACAUUUAAAGCUUUUUUUGUUGUUCUUUUUCUAGUUCUAAUUUUUUGUCUAAAGUUUGAAACUCUUAAAUGCAUCUUUUUAUACUUGACCUGUUUGAUAAGGACAGCGCUUGAACCGCAUGAACUUUUAACUUGUUCAAAUGUGCUGUGUGUUAUGUCUUUUGACAUCAAAAUUUUUCAAAUGCAGGUACAUGAGCUGUUUAUCUUGUAAUGCAUGAUUCUAAAUAAUGUAAUUUCAAAAAUAAAUGGACAUUUUCUUCAAAUUAAAUGUUUUAUUAUACUCUGUUUAACACUGAGCAGCUUAUGCGGCAAUAAUAAAUAAUCGUUUUGAGAAAAUUAUUAUGAACAGAAAAAAUACAUUUAAGCCCUUGAUUAAAAAUGCAUGAAUGGUCAAAAUAAAAGAAGAAUUUGAGGUCCAAAUUGUAAUUGUUUAAAAAUGAGGCUGCAGCACCGCCACACAUCUAUCAUCCCUGUUCAUCCCUUUAUAUUUUCUUUUCUUUACAUUUAUCCACCUAAUUCCUCUUUAUUGCUCAUUUUUCACACUUAUCUUUCUCAUCCCUUUUGGCCACUGUCACCCCAAUUUAUGACCCAUUUUUAAUCUCAUUCCACACAUACUGUAAUUCCAAUCAUCUUCUAUCCUCGUGUAAUUAGAAAAGUUACAUAUUGUUAAAUAAAGUUGAUGGUUUCACAUUCUAAUCAGCGAAUUAACUGAAAAACACCUUCAAGUUACUGAACAGCAGUCACCCAAUGUUGAAAUCUCUCUUUUUUUUUUUCUUGAAAGCUAUCUGAGGCCUGCUGUUUUGUCUCUUUGUCAUGUAUUCUGUAAAUUAAACACUGUCCGCUCAACGUGAAGCUUGGAGCGCCUCACUUUCGAUGCCCUUGACGCAUUACAGGCGGAGCAAAAGCCAGUUUACUGUUAACGCUCAAACAGGCCAUGCGACAUUCAGGUCGAGUAGAAAUAAUCAUUGCUGUGUACGUUUCUUAUUUUAAUAACAUGCAAAGAAAGCUUUCGCUUUAUUUUGUAAAUGUAGAUAUAGAAAUAAAUGUAUGUUUUAACAAACUAUUUGGUAACAAUGUGAAUCCCCCAGAAAUAUGGGGAAUAUGAACCCAUCUGCUAAAAAUAAAAUAAAAUAAAUUCUUAUUCCUUAACAAUCCAAAA